UUACUCUCUAACUAAGACAUGACGGUUCCUAAAAACAAAUACUUUAAAUUAUUAUUUUUUUUAAAGAGUUCAAUCAACGCUUUACUCCCAAUUCCCAAGUCCCAACUCCCUUCAUAAGCAAGCCCCAAAAAGCCGGCAGAACAAAAUCUCAAACACUUCAAUUUUCGACGCUUUUGAGCUUUAUCCAUCAACCAUGUGCUGCGACGGAGAUUGCAGACCAAUUGGUUUUCUUUUAGGCCUUCCUUUCGCCUUCUUAUGUCUUCUCGUCUCCAUUGUUGGCGUCAUCGUUUGGAUCGUCGGAUUGACAUUAAGUUGCAUAUGUCCAUGUUGUUUAUGUGUGACUGUAUUAGUGGAGCUUGCACUUGAACUUAUCAAAGCUCCUAUUCAUGUCAUGGAAUGGUUUACUUCUAAGAUCCCUUGCUAAUUUUGAUUUUUUUGAUUAUUUCUUUUUGUAUUUCUUGUAAAUUUCAAUAAUUUGAUUUUGGGGUUUGUGUAAUAAUUGUUGUUUAUUAAUAAUCAUGGGUUGGUCUUUUUAGUUGUAUUUAUGGGAUUUCUUUCACAAAAUUUGUAUGUUGUCUUAAUUUUAUAUAAUGGAUUUAUUGUUAUUGCAAUAAAUUGAUCAUUACUUA
Molecule: messenger RNA, 629 nt
Organism: Amaranthus tricolor (Joseph's coat)
Lineage: Eukaryota; Viridiplantae; Streptophyta; Magnoliopsida; Caryophyllales; Amaranthaceae
Product: signaling peptide TAXIMIN 1
Exons: 2
Coding region: 194-424 (76 amino acids)
Source: RefSeq, a predicted model, not a curated record